Molecule: messenger RNA, 2151 nt
Organism: Clonostachys rhizophaga
Lineage: Eukaryota; Fungi; Ascomycota; Sordariomycetes; Hypocreales; Bionectriaceae
Source: the annotation of a GenBank genome assembly
AUGUCGUACCAAGUCAUAGGCAUUGCCAUUGUUGCUGUGCUGUUCCUGCUAAUCAGGCUGCUAAACACAACUGAUAUACCCAAAAUCAAGGGUCUCCCCGAGAUUCCCGGAUUGCCCAUACUGGGAAACUUAUGGCAUCUGGGCACAGACCACGCCCGUGUAGCUCAGAAAUGGGCACAAAAAUACGGCCCGGUCUUUCAAACACGACUUGGUAACAAGAGGGUCAUCUUUGUCAACUCCUAUGAAUCAGUCAGGCAUUUUUGGAUCACACAUCAGUCUGCCUUGAUCUCGCGCCCGACCUUCCAUACCUUUCACUCCGUAGUCUCCUCCUCUCAGGGCUUCACCAUCGGCACAUCUCCCUGGGACGACUCAUGCAAGGCUCGUCGCAAAGCGGCAGCUACCGCACUCAAUCGGCCCUCUACCCAGUCCUACAUGCCCAUCCUCGACCUUGAGUCCACAGUGAGUAUCAAGGAGCUGGCAGCCGAUUGCAAAGGUGGCGCCGUUGACGUCGAUCCUUCUCCGUACUUUGCCCGGUUCGCGCUCAACACCUCCUUGACCCUCAACUACGGCAUCCGCAUCGAUGGAAACAUCAACAAUGAGAUGCUUCAGGAGAUCACGCAGGUGGAGCGCGGGGUUUCCAAUUUCCGGUCGACAAGCAACAACUGGCAAGACUAUGUCCCGAUCAUGAGGCUUUGGAAUAAGCAAAACACCGAGGCGGAGUCGUUCCGCUUGAGACGAGAUGCCUACCUCACCAAACUACUCAAUGAGCUCAAAGGGCAGAUUGCUGCAGGCAUUGACAAGCCUUGUAUUACGGGCAACAUUCUCAAAGAUCCUGAGGCUAAGCUGAAUGAAGCCGAAAUCAAGUCGAUCUGUUUGACCAUGGUCUCCGCGGGACUUGACACAGUUCCCGUAAACUUAGUCAUGGGUCUCGCUUUUCUCUCUUCCCCUGAAGGUCAGGCGGUUCAAGCAAGGGCUCUAGAGGAAAUCGAAAAGGUGUACCCAGACGGUGAAGCAUGGGAGAAGUGCCUCGUUGAGGAGAAGGUUCCAUACAUCACUGCACUCGUCAAGGAGACACUUCGGUUCUGGACAGUCAUCCCCAUUUGCCUGCCUCGCACCAGCAUUAAAGACAUUCCGUAUGAGGGUGCUGUGAUCCCUGCAGGCACAACAUUUUUCAUGAACGCAUAUGCGGCAGAUUACGAUGAGCAACGUUUCAAGGACCCCUACAAGUUCAUCCCAGAACGUUUCCUAAAUGACACCGAGAGUGGAACGCCUCACUACGCGUAUGGUGCAGGUUCUCGUAUGUGUGCAGGAUCCCACUUGGCCAACAGGGAACUCUAUACGGCAUACAUACGCCUCAUCACUGCCUUCGAAAUUCAUCCGGCUCGAAACCCCGCAGAUCGACCCAUCAUCGAUGCGAUUGAGUGCUCCUCCAAUCCUACAGCGCUGACUACGGAUCCGAAGCUAUUCAAGAUUGGCCUCAAGAUUCGGUCGGAAUCGCGACUAAAGGAAUGGAUCGCGGCUGCUGAAGCAAGGACUAGACUGUCAUUAAAACUUUCAUUUCGCACACUAUCAUAUCUAUUCCUCAUGUCUAAUCAAAUUUCCAAUUUACGCCCCCUCACAACGUAUGUGACCGGACAUAGUCCCAUGAACGGGGCUGCGAUUUUCCAAGAGACGCGUCCUGCAGUAUGGACCUCUCCAGAUAACGAAUCCAUGGGCUUCAACGUGGUAUACACCACCUCCGAGUUCCCCGUUUCAUUCAACAACGACAACGACAUUGCCAAGCACGAUGCUCUGAUGGGAACAGGAAACCUCGGCCUGGUCAAUCCCAAGGGAACUGUGUGCCGCAUGGUAGAUUUCGCACCUGACAACAAGCCUGUGAUGCACCGCACGCAAAGCUUGGAUUACGGUGUUGUCAUCUCUGGCACUCUCGAACUCGAACUCGACGCUGGGGAGAAGAGGCUCCUCUAUCCUGGUGAUGUAGCUGUGCAGAGAGGUACUAUACACUCCUGGUACAACCCCAGCCAGACUGAAUGGGCUCGCAUGCUCUUUGUCCUGCAGGACUCUGAGCCGGUGAUAGUGGAUGGCCAGCCGUUAAAGGAGGAUUUGGGGGAAGCUUCGGGUUCCAUAGCUCCAAGUGGAAACAGCAACUAA